This is a messenger RNA of Diceros bicornis minor, 1065 nucleotides long. It is a transcript of the gene FAM216A, whose product is annotated as family with sequence similarity 216 member A. The transcript is spliced from 7 exons. Lineage: Eukaryota; Metazoa; Chordata; Mammalia; Perissodactyla; Rhinocerotidae. The coding region runs from base 58 to 825 and encodes 255 amino acids. The record is from RefSeq and is a predicted model, not a curated record.
GGGGAAAGGGGAAAGCUGCUCCCGCACACAGCUCGCGGGCCUGGCACCCGGGAGGAGAUGCCCGGCCAGGGUGCGGUGUCCGACUGGACGGAGUGCAGCUCUUCCGCAGAGCCGCCCGCAGUGGCCAGGACCGUGGGUGGCGGCGGCGGAUCAGCUGGACAUUCUUAUUACCAGAAUUCCAAAGGUACUGACAGAAUCAAAGAUGGACACAAAGUGAACUCACACAUAGCCAAGCUGCAAGAGUUAUGGAAAACUCCUCAAAUUCAAACAAUUCACAUCCCUAAAUCAAUGAUAGAUGCGUCCUUUCUAAAGCAUCGAGACCUCACCAUAGGGCAGAAGCGUUAUCUGUGCAGCAUUGCUAAGAUCUAUAAUGCAAACUAUCUGAGGACGUUAAUGAAGAGGCAGUACAUGCAUGUGAUCCAGCGCAGCUCACAAAAGCCAGGUGUCCUCACUCAUCACAGGAGCCGCCUCAGUUCUCGUUAUGCACAGAAGCAGCACUACCCCUGCACUACAUGGCGACACCAACUGGACAGAGAGGACUCAGGGCGUUCUCACGUUGCAGCCGCAUCUGCAUCGGAAAUGAUCAUACAGUAUUCCCUUUGGCGACCAGUGAGAAACAAAGAAGGUUUAAAAAGUGGAUAUGCAUCUAAAACAAGAUGUAAGUCGCUGAAGAUUUUUAGAAAACCAGGCAGACUGUUCAUGCAAUCAGUUUCUACAAAUGAUUCUGAAUCAUACAUGAAUGAAGAAAAAAAGGAAGAAGAUUUACUAAAGUGUAUGCAAUCAAUGUCAAUUGAAGAACAGGGAGAACAUCUGAUGUUAACUUGACAAUCUUGUCUUGUGUGUUGAUGAUGUGCCAAAAGUAGGGGGAAGGGGUUGUGAACUGUGUCCUCCCUCUACGUUUAGGAUAGUAUUGUUAUUCACCAUUAAGUCAUUAAGUAAUUUUGGUUUGUUUAGAAACUUUUUGGUUUGAUGUAGGUACAUGUACCAAUGAUAUUUGUGUAAUAAAAUUUAUGUGCAAUAUAUGCUUGUAUUUCUAGCUAGAUACAAUUAAAAUUUUUUUGUCAC